Messenger RNA from Funneliformis mosseae, 121 nucleotides. Lineage: Eukaryota; Fungi; Glomeromycota; Glomeromycetes; Glomerales; Glomeraceae. The record is from the annotation of a GenBank genome assembly.
AUGCCCGAAAGUGCAUUUAAUUGCCGCCAGAAUGAGCUUAUGAAAUUGGAUAUUCAGACAUUCGAAUAUGAAAUGAUAUUCAAAUAUUAUAAUAUGACCAUGGCGAAUAUUGUUCAUACAU